This is a messenger RNA of Trichomonas vaginalis G3, 318 nucleotides long. RefSeq names its product ATP binding. The transcript has a single exon. NCBI's taxonomy places the organism in Eukaryota, Parabasalia, Trichomonadida, Trichomonadidae. Bases 1 to 318 code for a protein of 105 amino acids. The record is from RefSeq and is a predicted model, not a curated record.
AUGGGAGGUUCAAAGAAAAUAGGUAUUGAAAACCUUCCUUCACAUAUGCAUAGGUUCAGUGGAAGAACAUCUGUGGAAGGAAACCAUUCACAUUCAAUAACAAAAAGAGGUUAUAUAAAUCUUGCAGCGGGUUCGAAUAGACAGGGAAUGAACAGAUAUGAUAUCUCAGAUGACCCCAAAGAUGUUAGCACAGGUAUUUUCUGUGGAACUGCAGGAAAUCAUACACAUGUUGUGGCUGGUAUUACAGACCCAGCAGGUAAUGGAAAAGAUUAUAUGCCUCCUUAUAUAACAAUGCACGCUUGGAUACGAGUUGGUUAA